Daldinia vernicosa is the source of this 525-nucleotide messenger RNA. RefSeq lists its product as uncharacterized. NCBI's taxonomy places the organism in Eukaryota, Fungi, Ascomycota, Sordariomycetes, Xylariales, Hypoxylaceae. Bases 21 to 287 code for a protein of 88 amino acids. The record is from RefSeq and is a predicted model, not a curated record. The transcript has a single exon.
GUCGAGACGAGGAGAAGCGCAUGAAGCGCCAGGAGCGCGAGAAGGAGCGCGCCCAGAAGAAGGAGGAGAAGGCCAAGGCUAAGGCCAGCCAGAAGAUGGAGAAACAAGUGCGAAAGACGAAUUCGCAGCAGUCCGACUCGACCACCUCCGUAACUCUCCGAUCCGCGAGCAGUUUCUCCGGCUCGCUGCGCCGCGCCUUCCAGGCGCUGAAGAAGCCGUCCGUUGCUGCCCCCAGCCUUCCCACGGCCGACGAACACGAGCACGACGAGGAGGAGAGUCGAGAGUAAGGCGGUAUGGCAAGGAUGGUGGGAAUAGGAACCCGGCCUAGGAGUCGAGUAGUCCUCCUGAGGCGAUGGUCAUCAACUGACCAGGAGACAGGGUUAAAAGGGAGGAUAUUGUUUGCUUUAUUGCAGAAAGGAGGAACUUCAUGUAACAGGAACUUCAUGUAACUAAUUGCCAAGGAUGCCAUACCUGUAGAGGUUGACAAGAUGAAGGGUAGUGCUUUUACCUUUUCCUACUGGCAGG